Molecule: messenger RNA, 4723 nt
Organism: Hemicordylus capensis (graceful crag lizard)
Lineage: Eukaryota; Metazoa; Chordata; Lepidosauria; Squamata; Cordylidae
Gene: TTC24
Product: tetratricopeptide repeat domain 24
Exons: 9
Coding region: 2418-4256 (612 amino acids)
Molecular function (GO): protein binding
Source: RefSeq, a predicted model, not a curated record
GCAGAUCCCUCCCCAUCGAGGGGAAGCCUCCCCGCCAGGCCCUUUUAAUCUCAGAAUCCGUGGGGUCUCGGGACCUCGCCAGCUUCACGACUCCCUUAGCCCCGGCUCCAUCGGCCAUUGGCCUGAAAUCUGCAUAACACCGCCCCCUUUCCCAGCAUGCUCUCUUAACCCUUUCAGUGCCGGCACCGUUGUUUCCUGUUCCAAAGCUGUUGCUUUUCACUCUCCCCUUAGAAUCGCUCCCCGAAAAAUGGGGCAAAAUCAGCCAAGAGUCUUGUUGGACCCGAAAGACUAACACAUUUACUGCAGCAGAAUUUUCCGUGGACUGGAGCCCACGGGCUUCCGGUGCCGGCGGAGGAAGGAAAACACCUGAGAGCGUUAGGGAAAGCUAAUAAAACUGAAGGGAAUCAAAUCCGGGGUGUACUUACAGCCCAUCUGUCACUUGCAUUGUCCUGCUGGUCACCGGCCUCGGCUCACCUCCCUCCGUCCAGCACCCACGACCUCCUCUUCUGAAAUAGAGCAGCAGCAGCAGCAGGUGGAGAAAAACACAGCAGUUCCAGUCCUUUGGGAAGACAGGAUGUGUCUUUGUGUGGAGGGAAAAAAAGAGCCUUAAGGCCUCCUUAUCUGCACAAGGGCCCAGGCCAGAUUGCUCAGAUAACGUCCUGAGGGAGGUGCUGGCAGUCUGAAAAGAGAGGGAAUAAAAGGUGAGAUCCAGGACACAAAACAUCACUCCCCGCCCCUUGGAUUUGAUUAGAGUGGAAUGGCUGGAUAAGAGCUGUCAAUAGCCCUGCAAAGACCUCCAUCUGCAUGACAAAAGCAAAGUGCUAGUCCUCAGGAAUGCCAGGUGGGAAGGAAGAGGCCACACCCAGAGCACUGCCAGACGAGGAAGGACAGAGGGCCCCCUGUCCUCCUCCGGUGAGCGUCAUGAAGCCCCCACCUGAAGGAGGGCUCUCCUCGGCUUCUGCAGGCUCUUCUUCGCCAGCUAAAUCCGGAGGAGGCUUUUGCUUCCGGCACUUCCCUCUGGAUGUCUCCCUGGAGAGCAAGCAGGAGAGCUCUCUUCGCCCUGGACAGGCCAGAGGGUUUCCCUCCAUCAGCAGGGAGUUGAUUGCUGGGUGGGGGAGUUGAAUAGAGCCUCUGGAUGGCCAGGAGGUGUGAAUGGGCCGUGCCAGACACUCCUCCGCAUAAGAAUCAGUGGCUUCCAGGCAUCUGGCUUGUCCUUCUAGCAAGCAGCAGGCUUAGGCGGGCUGGCUGGCUUUUCAUCCCUGCACUGAGUCCUCCAAGAGGCUGCAGGGAAUCUUUGGGGAAGGGGUGGGCUCUGGGUCACGGCUCAGCUCAGUGGCAACAGAGACCCUCUUUGCAUGCAGAAGGCAGGCUGGUCUGACAAACCCGGGCCGGCAGCGGGCAGGAAUGUGGCUGCAGCUCAGCGGCAACAGAGCGCCUGCUUUGCACGCAGGAAGUCCAGAGUCAAUCCCUGCAGAGCCACUGCCCGUCCGGGUAGACCGGACUGAGCUGGGUGGGCCGAGGGUCUGACUCGGGAGGAGGAGAAGGCAGCUCCCCGUGUCCCUCUGCGUGCAGGCAGGAGUGUGGCUCACAGACCUGGCCCGGUGUUGCGAAAGGCAACCUGAGAAGGGACUCAUCCGGGCUGGAAGAGCCUGUGACGUGCCCGGCAGAGGUGGGCUCUCCGAGCCGGUUCCCAUGGAGAGCAGCCGGCCUGGCUCCAGCAGCCCGCAAGGAAACCCAAUCCUCGCAGGCCAUCCCGGGAGGGAGGCCGGUGGCUGUUCUGCCAGGCAGCUGGCCUGCGCGAUAUUUCCUAGUGUCCCCACCCCGGAAGAGGCCCCGGCAGGCUUGCGGUCCCUGCACCGUUGACUGAAGAGAAGGAGACAAAGACGAGGCCACGAUCCCCUUUGCUCUGCCCUGCGAGGAGACCCAGACCCAGAGGGGGACGUGUUGGAGACCCCCUUGGUGGCACUUGGCAGAUUCCGUCCAGCCACGCCUUGCGACUCCUCACCCCCCAUCCGAGACCUCUGCGGGUCUCUCCCCAAAUACGGCUGAACCGCUUCUCGGCGAGUCCUGGGACGUGAUCGUUUGUUUGAAUCAGACACGCAUUUCGAUUAGCUCCCCAGUUUGAAGCCAAGGCGGAAGAGGCUCCUUGGCGGCUGCAACGGUGGCUCCUCUCCCGCAUGCUCAGGAAUCCCGUGAGCUCCCUUUGGCUUUCUCGCGCCCAGGAUGUGCUCCCCUCUCUCUGACGGGCCGGUUAAUUCUGCCCGCCUCCCGCCAGGCUGAGUUUUCAGCGUCUCCGGAGGUGCUUUUCCGAUAUGAAACGGCACUCAGGCUGCCACGCUGGGGGGCGAUCCUGCAUGCUCGCGGCCGGUUCUCUGUCCACGGGGGGCUGAUGACAGCACCCUUCGCCUGAGCUCCUCAUGGCUUCCGGAGACCCCUCCGUGCCGGAAGCCGAGCUGACCCCCCAGUGCGGCCCGGAGGGACCUCGGCUGUCCGGCAAGAAGAAGAAGGAGAAGAAGAGGCGGAAGGAGAGGGCCGAGGCGGAGCAGGAGCCGGAGAAGGGCUGCGCGGGGGACCCCUCGCGGAGAGAAGGGCAGGUCGAGGCCCUCACCCGGGAGGGCCACGCGGCCCUGCUGCUCGGCCAGCCGGCCCAGGCCUUGGCGUGCUUCAAGAAGGCCUUCGCCCUCGCCUUGGCAACCCCCAGCGCCCAGGCCCAGCAGGCCUGCGCGCUCAACCUGGGCGCAGCCUACGUGGAGGCCGGCCAGCCGCAGAAAGGGCUGGAGCUCCUGGCCCGCUGCCGGCCCGAGGAAGGGGACGCGGCCGAGCACCUGGGGGACCUCUUCUUCAACGUGGGGGCGGCCCACGAAGGGCUGGGCGACUUCCCCCAGGCCCUGGAGUCCUUCCGCAAGGCCCAGGCCCACUACCGCUCGGCCCAGGCCGGCAGCGAGGCCAGCACCUCCCUGAAGAUGGGCUACUGCUACCUGGGGAUGGCGGACCCCGCCCGGGCCGCCCAGUGCUUCCUGGAGGCUGGCCGGGCCUUCGCCGAGGGGGAGAGCUGGGAGGCGGCCGCCCUGGCCCUGGCCGAAGCCGCCGGCCACAUGCUGCGCAGCCCACAGCACGGGGCCAGCCAGGUCGUCGAGGUGCUGAACGAGUGUCGCUCGUUGUGCGAGCGGAUCCCGAGCAGAGCCCUGCUGGGGAAGCUCUACAACGACAUCGGCCUCAGUUUCUCCCAGCUCCGCAUCUUCCCCCUGGCGGCCGAGAGCUUCGAGAAGGCCCUCCCGCUCUGCCAAAGCCACGGCGGUGACCAGCACAGGGAGGCCGCCGUCCUGCAGAACCUCGGUGCCGCGCACAACGCCCUGGGGAACUUCGGACCGGCCCUCGGCUUCCACCGCAGAGCUGCUUCCUUGCACAGCGCCCUGGGGAACAGGCGGGCCCAAGGGCAGUGCUUCGGCAACUUGGCCUUCGCGUUCAGCCAGCUGGGGGACCAGGAGGCCGCCGGGGAGAACUACCUCCACGCCCUCCAGGCCUUCAAGGACUCGGACGACCGCCAAGGACAGUGGCAGGCUUGUGAGGGGCUGGCGUCGUCGUGCCUCCACCUGGGGGACCCCGAAAAGGCCAUUGUGCAUUAUAAAGAAGCUCUCGCCUUGCUCUCUGCCUGCCAGGACGUCUCCGAAACCGCGCAGGAGCGGAUUGUGAACAAGCUGACAGACGCCCUCCAGAACAAGCUCUCGAUGAGCAGCCGUUGCUUCCGCGGGAGCGGGAGGGUCCCAGCUGCUCCCCUGCUCGGACUCCUCGCCUGCCUGUUUCCCUCCUUCCCCCCUCAGCAGCCUUUUUCUGCCUCCCAGAGCUCCGGCCAGGCCCGCUUCGCCAUGCCGCUGCACGAGAACGCGCCUCCGACAGCGUGCGAAGCGAGCCACGGAAGCGAGCCGUUGCCAGGUCAACAGGGACAGCGGGUCUCUGCCCCACUGAAUCGCAGGCCUGCCCUCGGGGAGGGGGCUCCAGUCCCUCAGAGCAGCCAGUGGAGACCCCCGCCGGCGGGAGUUGCAGCUCAACUGGCAACGCACGGCGACAAGACCUCCUCCUCCGCUCCGAGAAUCCCCAACGGUCUUGCAGUGCUGGCCGGCAGCAGUGCGGAGGACCCCAAGCGGCAGCCCCUGGCGGCGCCAGGCGGUUGGGCCCAGGUGCAGGCUGACAGACGCCUCCCCGGCCCGCAGAGGUGGGGGGCCAGGCUCCGGUCCGUCGUCUGUGCCCUGAUGUGACGGGAGCGUGAUGCUGGGCAGGCCAGCCGGCAGGGGGCUCCAGACGCCGGGCCCUCCGCGCAAGGACUCGGGGCCCAGCCACCCACCGCAAACGGCAGCACGCGCCAGUUCUUCUUGGACCGUGAGAGGAGCCCCACUGGAGAGAGGAGCUGCAAGGAGGCUUCCGGGAAGCUAGACUGCCUCUGAGCCAGAAGGUUCUCUUGAGCUCCCAUGGCGAAUACCCGCCGAUAAGGCCUCAUCCUCCAUGAAUGACUAAGCCAGUGGUGGUCCUCACUGCAUCUUGUGGCGGCAUGUUCCACUGGUGAAUCCUGCGUUGCAUUUUCCUUUGUCUGUCCUGAGUCUACUGCCAGUCAAUUUAUUAUUAUUUAUUCAUUAUUUAAACUGCUCAGGCUGGCUGACAACAUUGUUGUAACCUGUCUGUUUCACUGAGCGACCACCACCGCAGUAUUAAAAGAGGGGAAAGGUGA